Calliphora vicina (urban bluebottle blowfly) is the source of this 7117-nucleotide messenger RNA. RefSeq names its product obelus (gene obe). Gene Ontology annotation, molecular function: nucleic acid binding; ATP hydrolysis activity; ATP binding. NCBI's taxonomy places the organism in Eukaryota, Metazoa, Arthropoda, Insecta, Diptera, Calliphoridae. The transcript has 9 exons. The coding region runs from base 119 to 6649 and encodes 2176 amino acids. The record is from RefSeq and is a predicted model, not a curated record.
CAAAAGUUCAUCAUACGGCAUUUUAGCUUUCAUAUGAGAAAAAAGGAAAUAACGAAAUAAUUUCAUUGAAAGAAAUAUUUUCCAUAAAAGUGCAGGUGUUUAACAUCAAAACUAUACAAUGGGUGAACGUUUUAAGGACUUGCCACGUUUCAGUGGAUCCUUAAGAGCCAACACCGACUUGGAGGCCAAAUUGACAGUGAUAAAUGACAAAGAAGAAUUGGAUGAAUUGAGGCAGGAGAGAAAUACAUUUCUGAAAUUACAAACCGAAGAACAACAGACCAUUAAUGAGGUGCUGCAGCAUAUGCCAGCUGAUAGAAGAGACCAGAUUAAGAUACAUUUUCAAAAGUUACGAAAUCUAGUGCAAGAAUGCAUGGGCUAUGAUGAACAGCCACAGGUGGUUGAGCAUGCUACUCUAUUUCUCUUUUGGCUGAUGUUGGAGCAAAAAGUCAUAAUGGUGGCCACCACCAUGCGAGUACGUUCCAUUUUUGGAACUAUUUUUGGUAAUAAAUUGGCGAAAAUUCAUCAAACGGUGUGGUCCAUGCGUGAACUGCUUGAGGACUAUGAAGUUGAGGAGCUAAAAGAAUGGAACAAAGAUUUGGGUAAAAAAUCAAAGAACCAAAAACUCUGGGGUGAUCAUAUAAAAGUUAAAUUUAAGCAGGCUUCCACAGAAGAAAUUGGCAAUCUGUUAGAUUUAGCCCCGGCUACCAUUAGUAAAAACGCCACUUCUUUGGGUUUCUCCAUGCAAUGGAACCAGGAAGCUGCCUCCUCAAGCAACAAGUCCAAAUAUCACAAAGUGGUGGACACUUUUAUAGAAAUGUCACAAAAGGAUGAACAUGCUCACUUAAUAACUAGCCUAACAGAAAUGUUAAAUUCCAAAAAGUCCAAUAAUGAAUUACAAAACGACCUCAUAGAACUACUGGGUUUCGAACAUUUCGAUCUAGUGCAAGAAGUUUUGACAGAGCGCUCAAAAAUAGGAAACCAAUUGCAAGACUUGGAACAAAAAGAAAAACGCACCAAGCGUAGCAAACAGCUGCAGCAGAAACAAAUGAAAAAUGGUGCUGCGGGAGGAACAGAAAUGAGGCCGACUGUAGCAUCUCAAGUAGUGGUGCAAUCAGCGCAGGAGAAAGAAUUAACCAAACAACAGCGCAAAGAAGAAAAGAAAAUGCAACGCUUAAUGCAAUCCAUAGGACGCAAUGAAAAAGACGAAGACGAGGUGGCACAAAUUAUAAACCCCAUGCAAUUGCGUAUGCAGCAACAACGUAAACUUCUGGAGCAUGCCCAACAUCAGCCCAUCUUAAAAUGUAACCAACAACUAAAAGAAUUUCGUUCUAAUAUCGCUGCACCACAACGUUAUCCCUACGUCUUUGACAGCCAGUUGGAAGCAAAACAACAUGCAGGCUUCAUAGGUGGCAAUCGUAUAUCUCUGCCAGAAACAUCGGAACGUAUCGACUGUAAACAGUACGAAGAGGUAAAAAUUCCAGCCACUGAACCACCUCCAUUAACGGUGGGUAAUAAUCGCAUUAACAUCACCGAUUUAGAUGAUAUCGGCAAAAUCGCUUUUGCGAAUUGUAAACAACUCAAUCGUAUACAAUCGGUGGUGUAUCCGGUGGCCUAUCAUAGCAAUGAAAACAUGUUGGUGUGUGCACCCACCGGUGCGGGUAAAACUAAUGUGGCCAUGUUGGCCAUUGUCCAUACAAUACGUUCGCAUUUAGAGAAUGGCCUCAUUAAUCGUGAUCAAUUUAAAAUUGUCUACAUUGCUCCCAUGAAAGCUUUGGCUUCCGAGAUGGUUGCUAACUUUUCAAAACGUUUAAAGGAAUUGAAUAUUGUGGUUAAAGAGUUGACUGGUGAUAUGCAAUUGUCGAAGGCGGAGAUGACUCAGACCCAAAUUUUGGUGACAACCCCUGAGAAAUGGGAUGUGGUGACAAGAAAAGGUGCCGGUGAUGUUGCCUUAAUUAGUUUGGUUAAACUGCUCAUUAUCGAUGAAGUGCAUUUACUGCAUGGCGAACGUGGCCCAGUAGUUGAGGCCCUGGUAGCUCGUACACUUCGUCUAGUCGAAUCUUCCCAAAGUAUGAUUCGUAUUGUUGGUCUCUCUGCCACACUGCCCAAUUACAUAGAUGUGUCAAAUUUCCUACGAGUAAAUCCCAUGAAAGGUCUUUUCUACUUCGAUUCACGCUUCAGACCAGUACCUCUCGACACUGUGUUUAUAGGUGUGAAAGCAGUGAAACCUCUACAACAACUAGCCGAUAUGGAUCAAAUUUGUUAUCAGAAAUGUUUAGAGCAAGUUCAAUUGGGUCACCAAGUUAUGGUGUUUGUACAUGCCCGCAAUGCUACCGUACGUACGGCCAGUACAUUAAGAGAGCUGGCACAGCAAAAUAAUACCAAUGCUCUCUUUUUACCCGAUACCAAUACUAGUAAUUAUGGUUUGGCCUUGAGAGCCAUACAAAAAUCGAGAAAUAAACAAUUGGUGGAGCUGUUUUCGGCUGGUUUUGCCAUGCAUCAUGCGGGUAUGUUGAGAACCGAUCGGCAGCUGGUGGAGAAAUACUUUUCAGAGGGUCAUGUCAAGGUGCUGGUAUGUACGGCCACUUUGGCUUGGGGUGUUAAUUUGCCAGCUCAUGCGGUUAUCAUAAAGGGCACUGAUAUUUAUGAUUCCAAACAUGGUUCCUUUGUCGAUUUGGGUAUAUUGGAUGUUUUGCAAAUUUUCGGUCGUGCUGGUCGUCCCCAAUUCGACAAAAGUGGUGUUGGUACUAUCAUAACCACCUACGAUAAGCUGAAUCAUUACUUGUCCCUGCUCACCAAUCAAUUUCCUAUUGAAUCCAAUUUCGUACAAUUUUUGGCUGAUAAUCUUAAUGCUGAAAUUGCUUUGGGCACCAUUUCCAAUGUGGACGAGGCAGUGGAAUGGCUUAGUUAUACAUAUCUUUUCGUCCGUAUGCGCAUAAAUCCUCAUGUUUAUGGCAUAGAAUAUGCCGAGGUGUUGCAGGAUCCUCAAUUGGAAGCCAAAAGACAAGCCUUAAUAGUGGGAGCAGCCAUGAGUUUGGACAAAGCUCGCAUGAUACGUUUCAAUCAAAGAACUUUGGAUUUCAAUGUUACCGAUUUGGGUAGAACUGCCUCUCAUUUUUAUAUAAAAUAUGAUACAGUGGAAAUAUUUAAUGAUUUGCUAAAGCCUUUCAUGAAUGAGUCUGAAAUCUUUGCCAUGAUUUCACAGGCUCAAGAAUUCCAACAGCUGAAAGUUAGAGACGAUGAACUGGAAGAAUUGGAUGAACUGCGACACAAUUAUUGCAAGGUUAAAGCUUUCGGUGGUAGUGAAAAUGUUUGCGGCAAAGUUAAUAUACUGAUGCAAACUUUCCUUUCGCACGGCUAUGUCAAGUCCUUCUCGCUAGUCUCCGAUAUGUCUUAUAUUGUACAAAAUAUAGCACGUAUAGCCAGAGCCUUAUAUUCCAUAGUGCUGCGCAAUAAUAAUGCCAUUUUAUCGGGACGCAUGUUGCAAAUUUGUAAAAUGUUCGAACGCCAACAGUGGGACUUUGAAACUCCCAUGCGACAAUUUUCCAUUAUUAAUGCCGAAACCAUAGAUAAAUUGGAAAGUAGAGGCAUAAGUCUGUAUACUCUAAGGGAAAUGGAACAGAAUGAAUUGAAAGAGAUUUUACGAAAUGCACGUUAUGCCGAGAAUGUGUUGAGGGCCGCCAAAGAAUUACCGAUGCUGGAGAUUGAAGCCACUUUACAACCAAUUACACGUACAGUAUUGAGAAUUAAAAUCGAUAUAUGGCCGAAUUUCAAUUGGAACGAUCGGGUACAUGGUAAAGUAAGCGAAAGUUUUUGGCUGUGGAUAGAGGAUCCCGAAACGAAUUUCGUGUAUCAUUCUGAAUUGUUUCAGGCCACCCGUAAAUUUGUAUUUAGCGGUAAACCGCAACAACUGGUCAUGACCAUACCGCUAAAGGAACCACUACCACCCCAAUACUACAUACGUGUUGCUAGCGAUAUAUGGCUGGGUAGUAAUACCUGGAUACCGCUCACAUUCAAACAUCUAGUGCUGCCCGAACAUCAUCCACCCCUGACGGAACUGCUACCUAUACAUCCACUACCCGUUACUUGCCUACAAAAUCCCCUCUACGAAUCCCUGUACAAUUUCAGCCACUUCAAUCCCAUACAAACACAAAUCUUCCAUUGUCUGUACCACACCGACAAUAACGUUUUGGUGGGUGCACCCACGGGUUCGGGCAAAACAAUUGUGGCUGAAAUUGCUAUAUUUAGAGCAUUCAACAAAACCCCCAAAGCCAAGGUGGUGUACAUAGCGCCUCUAAAAGCUUUGGUCAAAGAACGUAUAAGUGAUUGGAAGAAACGUUUUGAGGCUGGUCCUUUGCGUAAAAAAGUUGUUGAAUUGACCGGUGAUACUACGCCAGAUAUACAAGCGAUUAGGGAGUCUCAGCUUAUCGUAACCACCCCUGAGAAAUGGGAUGGUAUCAGUCGUUCGUGGCAAACGAGAGAAUACGUACAAGAUGUGGCCUUAAUUGUUAUCGACGAAAUUCAUUUGUUGGGUGAAGAUCGUGGUCCUGUGAUAGAAGUUAUUGUUUCGCGUACAAAUUUCAUAACCUCACACACGGGUCGCAGCAUCCGUAUUGUGGGCUUGUCAACGGCUUUGGCCAAUGCUCAAGAUUUGGCCAAUUGGUUGGGCAUUAAACAAAUGGGUUUAUACAAUUUUAAACCUUCCGUGAGACCGGUACCGCUGCAAGUGCACAUUAAUGGGUUUUCAGGAAAACACUAUUGUCCCCGUAUGGCUACCAUGAAUCGACCCACAUUCCAAGCUAUACGCUCUUAUUCACCUUCCGACCCAGCCAUUGUGUUCGUUGCAUCCAGAAGACAAACUAGACUGACAGCUUUGGAUCUCAUAACAUUUGUAGCGGGCGAUGAAAAUCCCAAACAAUUCUUACACAUGGAAGAACAUGAAAUGCAACAAAUCCUGCAAAACGUUAAAGAUUCGAAUUUGAAAUUCUGUUUAGCCUUUGGCAUAGGUCUGCAUCAUGCCGGUUUGCAGGAGACAGAUCGUAAAGUCUGUGAGGAACUGUUUCUUAAUCGUAAAAUACAAGUUCUUAUAGCUACCGCCACUUUGGCCUGGGGUGUUAAUUUGCCCGCCCAUUUGGUGGUUAUCAAGGGCACUGAGUACUUUGAUGGUAAGGUGAAGAAAUAUGUUGAUAUGCCUAUUACGGAUGUUUUGCAAAUGAUGGGUCGUGCUGGCCGUCCCCAGUUCGACAAUGAAGGUGUGGCCGUGGUUUUGGUACAUGAUGUUAAGAAGAACUUUUAUAAAAAGUUUUUGUAUGAUCCCUUCCCCGUGGAAUCGAGUCUGUUGGAUGUGUUGCCUGAACACAUAAAUGCUGAGAUAGUAGCGGGUACGGUGCAAACGAAACAGGCAGCCUUGGAUUAUCUCACCUGGACGUAUUUCUUUAGACGGUUGCUAAGAAAUCCUACUUACUAUAAUUUGGAUGGCCUAGAGCCUACACAAGUGAAUGCUUUCCUUUCAUCACUGGUGGAGAAAGUUAUUUAUGAACUUGAAGCUGCCGCUUGUUUGGUACAAAAGGAACACAUUUUAAUACCCACAUUUUUGGGUCGUAUUUCAUCAUUCUAUUAUUUGUCGUAUCGUACAAUGAAACAUUUCCUAGACGAUUUGGAGCCACAAAUGUCGACAACUGAUUUGUUGCUAGCAAUAGCCGAUUCGUAUGAGUUUGAUCAACAGCCAGUGCGUCACAAUGAAGAUAAACAUAAUGAGGAAUUAGCUGAAGACUGCCGUUUGCGUCCACGUUCUCCCAGCUGGGAUUCACCCUAUACGAAAACAUUCCUUUUACUACAGGCUCACUUCUCAAGACUGUCUUUGCCAAAUUCUGAUUAUUUUACUGAUACCAAAUCGGCGUUGGAUAAUGCUACACGUGUAAUGCAGGCCAUGGUGGAUUAUACAGCCGAACGAGGUUGGCUAUCGACUACCCUUAAAGUACAACAACUUAUGCAAAGCAUUAUACAGGCUCGUUGGUUUGAUGAAAGUGAAUUUCUCACCCUGCCCCAUGUUACCGCCACAAAUGUACAUCUCUUUUAUAAAAUACCGCACAAUUACGAACAUCUGACAUUGGCAGCCUUAAAAGACAUUUGUCGCAAAGAUUAUGAAAAAUUGGCCGGACCAUUGAGAGACAUGUUCGAAGAGCCAGAAAUUGAACAAAUCUAUAAGGUUUUACAAAAUCUACCAGAAAUAACGGUUAACAUUUCCAUACAGGGAAGAAAUUAUGAGCAAAUGGAAGAUUUGAGAGAGAUACCAACAGAUUUAAAAUCGAAUACUUGGACAAAAAUUCAUCCAAAUGAGGACUAUGUACUCUGUAUUAAUAUGAAACGUUUGAAUGCAAAUCGUUAUCAAAGCACUGCCAUUCAUUGUCCCAAAUAUGCCAAGGGUAAAAAUGAAGCUUGGUUCUUAACUCUGGGCUCCCAGGGCACCGAUGAACUGUUGGCCAUGAAGCGCAUCAACAUACGUGGUUUAAAGGCCUCCAAUCGCAUAACGUUUCAAUGUCCGCCCCGCAAAGGUCGUCUUUUGCUGACUCUAUAUCUAAUGUCAGAUUGUUUGAUUGGUUUUGAUCAACAGUUUGAUUUACAAUUUGAUAUCGUUGAUGCCAAGGAAUAAUUCAACGCACUUUUAAAAACUUACUAACUAAAGAGCUGCUAACAUUUCCUUAGUUCUCAAUCAAAUUAACAGACAGCUCUUUAGUUAGCUUACAUAGACUAUUUCCUUAUGAAUAUGGCUUUAAAAGAUUUGCUUUAUAAACAUUACUGUGAGUAAGCUUAUGUAUGCAUGUUUUGUUUAAUUGAUGACAGCUGUAUUUUAGCUUGACAGCUCUAAAAUUAAGUUCGUAUUUCUAUAAGAACUUGUUAAAGCUUUUUUUUAUAAACAUAUUUAUAAAACAAUUACAUUAUUAUUUUUCAUUGUGAUUAUUAUAAUUUCACGUCUUUACAAUAUUUUGUAUACAUAUAAAUACUCUGAUUGUUCGUUAAGAUAAAGAUGAAUGAAGGAAUGAAUUAAUUUUUAACAUAAUUAUUAAAUAAAAUAUGAAUUUAUAAACUUAUGUUCUUUACACCAUCUCUACACCCACAA